AGGUUCACCAUGUAUAGGUAGAUCAGUAUCAGCCGAAUUUGACACAAGUGUUGAUAGUUAUGUAUCCUCCUCUGAAGGUUAGCGGGUUUUAUAUAUUCCACUGUCCACGAUUAGCUAAUCAGCGUAUUUUCCUGUCAACUGUUCACGGUUAUGUUCAUGAAAUCUCUACUCGCAGCUCCUUCUGUUCGCGGAAGAAGUCUUACCGCAUCUACUGAUGCGGCUAUAUCUGCAAAAGGAUCUCCUUCUUCUGAAGGUCAGACACGUGGUGAUAAUGUUGUUUGAUGGUCACUUUAUCUCCAUUAUUUACAUCUCCUCUGUUGAUACCUUGCUACACGCAGCUUCGAUGAACAAUUCUAUCAGUCUUACCUUAUCAACUGAAGGGGAUUCUAUAGGAAGUGGAGAUGAACGGAGUGAAGCUGACACAAGUGCUGAUGGAUAUGUUUCGUCGGGAAACGGUUAGAAAGUUUUUUUUUUUUCCUUGCUGUAUCUACUUUUCAUCAACUAACUAUUCAUGUUGUCUUCUUAAUGUGUCUGCGCGAAGGUCCAACUUUGCAUACCAGCAGUGUCAGCUCAUAUAAUGAUGAUUCUGCAGCUACGAGUGGAGAUAGCACAUGUGCAGGUGCAACGAGUGUUGAUAGAGUUGUCUCAGAGUCAUCAUCUGCAGGUCCAGAAUUUCCAUUUGCUAUAUCACUUAUUAAUUAUGUUUUUGCUGGUUCUUAUUCCCUUAACCUGCACUCAGAUACCAAUGUUGCCGCAACGCUGCUGCCAACUCGUGUCUUUGCCACUGAUAGGUAUCCAAGUGAUGGCAGAGUUAAUGCUUACUCUAAACUGCAGUACCUUGUCGAUAUUUUACAGAUUUUGGAUGGGACCCCUGAGUAUGAGAUGUUAAUGCAGUCCCAAUUCAGUUUCUUGUUCUCCCUACCAGUGCGCCAAUGUUCGUUAUCUGGUAAACUCCUGCAUAAUUUCCUGUCUCGGCAACUCAUCACGGAUAAUUCCCAUCAGCUUUGGUUUACAUUUGGAGGGCAGCCUUUGCGAUUUUCGUUACACGAGUUUGAACAACUAACAGGUCUCCGAUGUGGCCCUUUUCCUGAUAGGAAAACGAUAGAAAAAAACCAAAGUGCUCCCCGCGGUUGUUGUUCUUAUUUAGAAACCUUGCUUGGCCCUCAUAAGAACUUCACUAUUAAGCAGAUUAUCAAACUGUUGAAAGCAGAUAGGGAGAUGUUGGGCUGGCAGAAGCUGCGGCUUGUUCUAAUUGUUAUUGUCGAAGGUAUUUUAAUAUGUGGGACACAACCUAUUCGCCCCUCCGUCCCCAUUGUGGAGAUGGUUAGGAAUUUAGAGUUCUUCUUUAGCUACCCCUGGGGCCGCCAUUCAUUUGAAAGGACCUUAAGGAUGAUAAAAGUUGGGAAAAAAGUUCGCCGGCAGUCUGACAUUACAAAGAAAUUAAAACAACGGUCUCUUGUCAUGCAUGGUUUUCCAGUAGCGAUUCAGUUGUUCCUUUUCCAGUCCAUUCCACAGCUGCUGCAGUUUGUACCUGGAGGUGAAGAUAUCCAGGAUUUUUUAGUAAGGGGCAUAGCCGUGCUUCCGAAGCUGAAGACAUUUCAUACAGAUAACAUCCUUGCAGUUGAAAAUGAUGCUUCGUCAUCCUGCGACCCUUCAUAUACACAUCUACUUCCCCAAAAAGAAUUUACGUACUCUCGUUGUAAAGCAAUCCCUCAGGUAACUCGGCUUGGUGACUGUGGUCCCUUCGCGAUAAAGUUAAUUGAGUUGCACUCCCACUUGUACUCUUUACAGGAAAUAGGCACCAUUUCAAAGGAGCUUGUUGACAUGUUUCGUAUGCAGUACGCUAUUGAUGUGUAUGAGGAGUUUAUUGGUAAGGUCGUCGCUCGGUGAAUGCUCCUUUAUGUGUUUUCCUUACACACUUUCAACGUUUGUUGUGUUUUUUCCAUAUUCAUUCCCACUUGUAAUAUUCCACCCCUGUAUUAUAUCCAUCUCCACCUUGUUGUUGUACCCAUUACACUUUCCUCCUUAACCUUGUUACUUUGUCUGUAGUCUAUUUUUCUCUGUAUAGUUUUCCUUUAUGUCCACCUUGCAUUCGUUUAGUCCACGCCUCUCAUCUUAUUGUACCAUAAACUACUUCAGUUAUGAGUAUCUACACUGAAUUUACUUUCUCUAUUCCACUAAGUUACUUAACUGCUAAUUCUUCAAUUUUUCACCCUCUACCUGUAUUUGUUAACCAUCACGUCACAUUUAUUGUCCUACUUUGUUCAGUAACUAAAUGCUUACACCACCCUUUUGUCUAAAAUACACCUUCACAGCCUUAAACUCCAAGAUA
Molecule: messenger RNA, 2332 nt
Organism: Arabidopsis lyrata subsp. lyrata
Lineage: Eukaryota; Viridiplantae; Streptophyta; Magnoliopsida; Brassicales; Brassicaceae
Exons: 2
Coding region: 526-1890 (454 amino acids)
Biological process (GO): proteolysis
Molecular function (GO): cysteine-type peptidase activity
Source: RefSeq, a predicted model, not a curated record